AGUGCAUACUGUACACAUUUCUUCGUCUGAUCUCACAAGCGGAUGGGGGCCAUACUACAGAAAAGACAACUGUUUGUACUUCUUUCAGCCCAUAUGCUAUUUUAGAAAUAGUCUAGACCCAAAAACACCGAAUAUCGCCUUCGGCUACAAUUCGAAACUAUAACUAAUACCUCCGUCUGUCCAUCCACCCAUCCGGCCAACACCGACUCCACUCCGCCCCCUCCCGCCUAUCUGCCAUGUCGACAAUAGCAACGCCCCGAGAGGCGCCGCGCCGGAUCCCGUCGUCCCAAACCCCAACAUCCUCGACGCGCCCUUCGUUUGACAACCCACGGUCGCAGGCCGCCUCUCCAAACCGCGGCACCGCCUCCUCCCCGGCCGCGCCUCUCCCCGCGGGUGGUGGUGCGGGAGCGGCGAAGCGCAACCGCGCCGCGCUGCGCGAGUACUACAAGAUCAAGAACGCCGUCCCGCCGACGCUCGAAGUGACAGACGAGACAGCGCCCGGCGACGACGUCGGCCACUCGGAGGUUCCGGCGUCGGAGCUGGACGCGCCCGGCUUCGACCCCCAGGCCUACGUCGCCAAGGCCGCCGCCGAGAGCUCGCUGACUGACCUGCUGAGGACCUACGCACGGGUGCUGGGUGAGACGAGGGCGCUGGACGCCGAGAAGAAGGCCUUGGUCUAUGACAACUACAGCAAGCUGAUCACGGCCACCGAGACGAUACGAAAGAUGCGGGAGAACAUGGACCCGUUAAAUCCAAUGGCGUCGACGCUCGAUCCCGCCAUUGCCUACAUCUACACCCAAGCAUCGUCGAUAAGAGAUACUAUGCGCAAGAACUUGCCGCGACCAGAGGAGCGCAGCGCUACGGCUGCCGAUGCGGAACGGAGGAAACGCACCAGGGAGCUGGCGAUGAUAGUAUUGGCCACCCCGGCGAGGCUACACGAGCUCGUGGCGGAGGGAAAACACGAAGAGGCUGAAAGGGAAUGGGAACUGCCCCGAAGAUUACUUGUCUCUUGGAAAGAACGAGGAUUAGGCGGCGACGAUGUUGCAACCUGCCUGGAUGCGGGUGAUGCCGCUUUAAGAUCUGUUGAGGACGAAAGAGAAGAAGGAGACGAUGACGACGAUGAUGACGAUGAAGGGGAAGAAGAAGACGAAGAGGAUGAGAAGGUCGAGAACGGGAACGACUGAGCGGAUUGCUUCCAAGUUCUGCUCAACAUCCCCGUCACGCAAGUAAUAUAUACCCACAUAUGAAGCCAGAACUUUGUAUUCGCCCUAAUCGCGGAAAAAUAAGGCUGAAAGUUUAAUCUAGACGACAUUGUGCUAUGGCCAGUAUUGACGUCCCAGCUUAUACGCUGUUCAGGUCCCAAACCUCAAAUGGAUCACUAUCUGCUUCGCUCACAAGCACACUUGCAGUCUGCGAGAAGUGCGCUCUUACCGCCUCGGAAAGCUUGCCUUGCAUCACAUCGCGCAAAAAUCUCCUCUCCGAGUUGCUGUGAAAGACCGUCAUCACCAUCUGCCCUCGCAUCGUCGCGUGCAGGGCUGCGUGGUGGCUCAUUUCGCCAGUGAUCAGCAUGUCGGCUCCGCAACCGCCGAGAACAUCCGCUCCUGAUCCCGCGCAGACAGCUACCGACGUGACUGUCGGAGUGCUGGCGUCGUCACCACGCGGCAUGCCCUUGGGGAAACCACGAGGUGUCGCAAGAGAGACGUAUCUCUGACCCAGCUUUUGCGCUACUGCAUGCACUACCCUGGGCCAAGGGAUGGGUUCACUGAACUUGCACACGCGUCCGUAGCCAGCGCCCUCGAACCCUGCGGGGAUUGCCGAUGUCACAG
Molecule: messenger RNA, 1826 nt
Organism: Pyricularia oryzae 70-15
Lineage: Eukaryota; Fungi; Ascomycota; Sordariomycetes; Magnaporthales; Pyriculariaceae
Exons: 2
Coding region: 237-1184 (315 amino acids)
Biological process (GO): Golgi vesicle transport; Golgi organization; lysosomal transport
Cellular component (GO): membrane; EARP complex; GARP complex
Source: RefSeq, a predicted model, not a curated record